CGGAGUAGCUUUGUCCAGAGCUCACUUUGAAAAGCAACCACCCUCCAACUUGAGGAAAUCCAAUUUCUUUCACUUUGUUCUGGCUCUCUACGACAGACAGGGGCAGCCCGUGGAAAUAGAGAGGACAGCUUUUGUGGACUUUGUAGAAAAUGAUAAAGAGCAAGGCAAUGAAAAGACGAACAACGGCACGCACUACAAACUCCAGCUCCUCUACAGCAGUGGUGUCAGGACUGAACAGGAUCUGUACGUUAGACUCAUUGAUUCAGUCACUAAGCAGCCCAUAACUUAUGAAGGACAGAACAAGAACCCCGAAAUGUGCCGAGUUUUGCUUACCCACGAAGUCAUGUGCAGUCGGUGCUGUGAGAAGAAAAGUUGUGGCAACAGAAAUGAGACUCCAUCUGACCCCGUGAUCAUUGACAGAUUCUUCUUAAAAUUUUUUCUCAAGUGCAAUCAGAAUUGCUUGAAAACAGCAGGAAACCCAAGAGAUAUGAGGCGGUUCCAGGUCGUGCUGUCAACAACAGUGAAUGUGGAUGGGCACGUCCUGGCAGUGUCUGACAACAUGUUUGUGCACAACAACUCCAAGCACGGACGGAGAGCGAGGAGACUUGACCCCUCAGAAGCCACACCGUGCAUCAAAGCGAUCAGCCCGAGCGAAGGCUGGACCACGGGGGGAGCCAUGGUGAUCAUUAUUGGAGACAACUUCUUCGAUGGGCUGCAAGUUGUGUUUGGAACCAUGCUGGUGUGGAGUGAGCUCAUCACGCCCCACGCCAUCCGAGUUCAGACACCUCCACGCCACAUUCCCGGGGUGGUGGAAGUGACAUUAUCAUACAAGUCCAAGCAGUUCUGCAAAGGAGCACCAGGCAGGUUUAUUUACACAGCUUUAAAUGAACCAACCAUAGAUUACGGUUUCCAAAGACUGCAGAAGGUCAUCCCAAGACAUCCUGGUGACCCUGAAAGGCUAGCUAAG
Molecule: messenger RNA, 967 nt
Organism: Merops nubicus (carmine bee-eater)
Lineage: Eukaryota; Metazoa; Chordata; Aves; Coraciiformes; Meropidae
Product: transcription factor COE2
Exons: 10
Biological process (GO): regulation of transcription by RNA polymerase II
Molecular function (GO): RNA polymerase II cis-regulatory region sequence-specific DNA binding; DNA-binding transcription factor activity, RNA polymerase II-specific
Source: RefSeq, a predicted model, not a curated record